AGAACAAACAUCAAUGAAAUUGAAAACACACAGGGUUGAACACUGAUUUGAAGAAACCCUAACUAAAGGUUUCGUCCGGUCAUCUCUGUUGUGGUUUCUUUCGGCUUUCUUCCACAUCAACGACUAGCAAACACAAAGCCACCAAUAGGGAAGCAAAGAGUCGAGGAGAUUGGAAGAUGGGUAAGAAAGGAAUUUCGCAUGCGUGGAAACUGGUGGGACUCGAGUUGUGUUGACAUUGCAGCCGCUGGUCUCGGUUGGUUUGUGAUUGGACUAAAAGGAGAGGCUUUGCUUGGUAAAAACAUGCAUUUAGAUGAUUUUUUUCAUUCUUUUAUGAAUAAACAUCAAGUAUUAGAUAGAAAGAUUGAAUUUUGCGUUUUUAUCAGAUCGAAAGAUCUUAAAUUUUGCAGUCGAUUAACCGUUAAUUUUGUAGUCAGCGUGAGUGAAGUCGAGGCUUUAUAUGAGCUUUUCAAGAAGUUGAGUAGCUCCAUCAUCAAUGCUGGUCUCAUUCACAAGGAAGAAUUCCAGCUUGCGCUUUUCAGAAACAGAAACAGGCGAAAUCUAUUUUCAGACAGGAUAUUCGAUCUGUUUGAUCUGAAAUGUAACGGAGUUAUUGAUUUUGGAGAGUUUCUUCGAUCAUUAGGCGUUUUUCAUCCUAAUGAUCCAGUAGAAGAUAAAAUAAAAUUUGCUUUCAGGGUAUAUGAUCUAAGACGUACCGGUUUUAUCGAAAGAGAGGAGUUAAAAGAGAUGGUGAUAGCACUCUUACACGAGUCAGAUUUGGUCCGAUAAAUGGGGAGACACAUCUAAUUACACAGGUAAUGGGCACAUACGUCUAUGCAGCUCCCGAGUAUGUGGCAACAGGUGAGUUAAUACCUUGUAAAUAGUGAAAUACGAUGAUGUUCGA
Molecule: messenger RNA, 901 nt
Organism: Helianthus annuus (common sunflower)
Lineage: Eukaryota; Viridiplantae; Streptophyta; Magnoliopsida; Asterales; Asteraceae
Product: calcineurin B-like protein 4
Exons: 6
Coding region: 199-786 (195 amino acids)
Biological process (GO): calcium-mediated signaling
Molecular function (GO): calcium ion binding; kinase binding
Source: RefSeq, a predicted model, not a curated record